This is a messenger RNA of Ramularia collo-cygni, 999 nucleotides long. RefSeq names its product related to Palmitoyltransferase pfa4. The record is from RefSeq and is a predicted model, not a curated record. The coding region runs from base 1 to 999 and encodes 332 amino acids. The transcript has 3 exons. Lineage: Eukaryota; Fungi; Ascomycota; Dothideomycetes; Mycosphaerellales; Mycosphaerellaceae. Gene Ontology annotation, cellular component: endoplasmic reticulum; Golgi apparatus. Gene Ontology annotation, biological process: peptidyl-L-cysteine S-palmitoylation; protein targeting to membrane. Gene Ontology annotation, molecular function: protein-cysteine S-palmitoyltransferase activity.
AUGGACCAUCACUGCGUCUGGACUGCGAAUUGUGUCUCUCACAUCACCAUUCCGCAUUUCGUCCGUUUUCUCUUCUACGCUGUCGUAUCCAUGGCCUACCUYGAAUACUUCCUUUGCCAGCGCAUAUCAAUCAUUUGGCAGCAACGGACUCUACCCAGCUACCUUGGCCCUUCAGUUCUCAAGAUUGCUCAUGUCUUCAUUUUGAUCACGAUCAACUCAUUCGUGCUCUUCGCGCUCAUCCUACUCCUGGGCCGCACAAUCUGGUGUCUAUCUGUCAAUACAUGGACAAUUGAAGGCUGGGAAAUCGAACGCCACCACACUCUACUACGCCGUGCACGCGCUCUUGGCGGAUACCUCGACGCCCCGGAUGGAAGCAGGAUUCAAAUCCAGCAUCAGGAGUUCCCAUGGGAUGUAGGCAUUUUAACGAAUAUCUGUCAAGGAAUGGGCACUCGCAAUCCCCUGGCUUGGUUCUGGCCUUUCUCACAAAGUCCAAGUGUGGCGAGUGGCUUGUCAUUUGAGCAUAAUGAGAUUGACGAUCCUAGCAAGCCAUGGCCACCUCCUGAUCCCGAUAGACUAUUCAAGGUGGAGCGGAAACCUCUUGUGGGAGAUGGAUUUACCAAGUCUUGGGAUAUCAACGACUUCAAAAAGAGACAAGCCGCAGAUAUGGCGAGGCAUGCCAAUGCUGAUGGCGAGCACGUGGUGCGGAGAAGACCUUUCCGUGAGCGAAUGGAAGGGCCUGGAAGGCAUCGAUCAGACGAUGGCGCGGACUACUACGAUAAUGGGGAGUACUCUGAUGUCGACAGCGAGGAGGAGGAUGGCGACGAUCUUUCUGACGAUGCUCGCGGUGGUGGUGGGGACGGCGAAGAAGCGUGGAGAAACAAGGAAGGCGAAAGACUAGCUGAUUUUGGGGUUGACGAAAUGGCAGACUUCUACGACGAGGAUGAUCUGCCGUUGGCUGAACUGAUACGGAGGAAGAAAGGGGGAGUUGCGACUUCUUAG